UCAAGCCGAACAUGGCGGCGCCCUUGUGUUUGUGCUGAGAUAGUGUCUCUCUGGAGAAACAGACGCGAAUUCAGGCUCAGUGCUGUAUCAACAACGAGAGGAAGCGCCGACGGGGAUAUAAACGGCAGUACGAGGCAGCAUAUUCGGCUGUGACGUCCCUGGUUGGAGCCGGUCAGACCUUGGCGAGGCUCAGGCGGCGAGUCCGUGCGAGAAUGGGCCUCUCUUUCAGCCCCUAGCGAGGAGUGGACGAAAGGAGCCCUCGAAAAUACUGCCUGGGGACGAAGAGCGGGGGCCUGGGACACGGCAGCAGAGACACCUCGCCAAACCUGUUGAGUUUGCAGAGGAAUUUGAUGCGGGAUUUUUGCCUUUCGGCUCUGCCUCUGUUUUGGGAGAAGGACGCCUAAUUUUCCCUUUCCCGUGUGAGGGAUUGCGGGGAGAUAAGGGCCCUGAUGAGAAUGGACUCGGAGCUGCUUCACUCUCCCGCCGUGGGCCUCGGGGAGGAGGAGGAAGCCGACAUGACGGACUGGAACCUGCCGCUGGCCUUCAUGAAGAAGCGGCACUGCGAGAAGAUCGAGGGCUCCAAGGCGCUGGCCCAGAGCUGGAGGAUGAAGGACAGGAUGAAGACUGUGAGCGUGGCGCUGGUGCUGUGCCUGAACGUGGGGGUCGACCCUCCAGAUGUGGUGAAGACAUCUCCCUGCGCCAGGCUGGAGUGCUGGAUUGACCCGCUGUCUAUGAGCCCACAGAAGGCACUGGAGACCAUUGGAGCCAACCUCCAGAAACAGUAUGAGAACUGGCAGCCCAGGGCUCGCUACAAGCAGAGUCUGGACCCCACGGUGGAUGAGGUGAAGAAGCUGUGCACCUCCCUGCGCCGCAACGCCAAGGAGGAGCGGGUGCUGUUCCACUACAAUGGGCAUGGCGUGCCGCGGCCCACCGUCAACGGAGAGAUCUGGGUUUUCAACAAGAACUACACACAGUACAUCCCCUUGUCCAUCUAUGACCUGCAGACCUGGAUGGGCAGUCCAUCGAUCUUCGUGUACGACUGCUCCAACGCCGGCAUCAUCGUCAAGUCUUUCAAGCAGUUCGCCCUGCAGAGGGAGCAGGAGCUGGAGGUUGCAGCCAUCAAUCCCAACCACCCUCUGGCUCAGAUGCCCCUGCCCCCUUCCAUGAAAAACUGCAUCCAGCUGGCUGCCUGCGAGGCCAGCGAGCUCCUGCCCAUGAACCCUGACCUCCCGGCGGACCUCUUCACCUCCUGCCUGACCACGCCCAUCAAGAUCGCCCUGCGCUGGUUCUGCAUGCAGAAGAGUGCCAGGCUGGUGCCCGGGGUGACCCUGGACCUCAUCGAGAAGAUCCCCGGCCGGCUCAACGACAGGCGCACCCCGCUGGGAGAGCUGAACUGGAUCUUCACCGCCAUCACCGACACCAUCGCCUGGAAUGUCCUCCCCAGAGACCUCUUCCAGAAACUCUUCCGCCAAGACCUGCUGGUGGCCAGUUUGUUCCGCAACUUCCUGUUGGCCGAAAGGAUAAUGAGGUCGUACAACUGCACGCCUGUCAGCAGCCCACGCCUGCCCCCUACCUACAUGCACGCCAUGUGGCAGGCCUGGGACUUGGCAGUCGACAUCUGUCUCUCUCAGCUGCCCACCAUCAUUGAGGAGGGCACAGCAUUCAGGCACAGCCCCUUCUUUGCAGAGCAGCUGACAGCUUUCCAGGUGUGGCUGACCAUGGGUGUGGAGAACAGGAACCCGCCUGAGCAGCUGCCCAUCGUGCUGCAGGUGCUUCUGAGUCAGGUGCACCGGUUGAGAGCUCUGGACCUGCUUGGCCGGUUCCUGGACCUGGGACCCUGGGCUGUCAGCCUGAUUCUUUCAUCGUCCUUUCCCUUUCUUUCUUUCUUAUCCUCUCUCUAUCCCACUGGGAUCUCACAGUCUUGUCAAGCUGACCUGGUGAAGGACAACGGCCACAAGUACUUCCUGUCGGUCUUGGCGGAUCCCUACAUGCCAGCUGAGCACCGUACCAUGGCAGCAUUUAUCCUGGCAGUGAUCGUGAACAGUUAUAACACAGGACAGGAGGCCUGUCUGCAGGGAAACCUCAUUGCUAUUUGCCUCGAGCAGCUCAGUGACCCCCACCCCCUCCUGCGCCAGUGGGUGGCCAUCUGCCUGGGCCGCAUCUGGCAGAACUUCGACUCCGCGCGCUGGUGCGGUGUGCGCGACAGCGCCCACGAGAAGCUCUACAGCCUGCUGUCGGACCCCAUUCCUGAGGUACGCUGUGCCGCGGUCUUCGCUCUGGGCACCUUUGUGGGCAACUCAGCGGAGCGAACUGACCACUCCACCACCAUCGACCACAACGUGGCCAUGAUGCUGGCGCAGCUCAUCAACGAUGGCAGCCCCGUUGUGCGCAAGGAGCUGGUGGUGGCGCUCAGUCACCUGGUGGUCCAGUACGAGAGCAACUUCUGCACUGUGGCACUACAGUUCAUGGAGGAAGAGAAGAACUACGCUGUCCCCUCGCCCGCCAGCAACACAGAGUCCGGGAACCUGACCCCGGUGAGGGACAGCCCGGCCAUCCCUCGCCUUCGCACCGUCAGUUCCUACGGCAACAUCCGAGCAGCCACCACGGCCCGGAACCUGAACAAGAGCCUGCAGAACCUCAACCUGAACGAGGAGGUAGGGGGCCACAUUGUCUUUUCACCGGGGAACCUGAGCACCAGCAGCAGCGCCAGCAGCACCCUGGGCAGUCCCGACAACGACGAAUAUAUCCUGUCCUUCGAGACCAUCGACAAAAUGAGGAGGGUCAGCUCCUACUCCUCCCUCAACUCCCUCAUCGGGGUGUCCUUCAACAGCGUCUACACGCAGAUCUGGAGGGUGCUGCUUCACCUGGCUGCUGAUCCCUUCCCUGAGGUGUCCGACCUGGCCAUGAAGGUCCUCAACAGCAUCGCCUACAAGGCCACAGUGAACGCUCGCCCCCAGAGGAUCCUGGACUCGGGGUCCCUCACCCAGUCUGCCCCCGCCAGCCCCACCAGCAAAGGUGCCCAUAUUCACCAGGCCGGUGGCUCCCCGCCCAUGCCCAGCACCAGCAGCUCCAGCCUGACCAACGAGGUGCCCAAGCCGCCCGCCAGGGACCUGCCACCCGCCCGGCCGCCGUACACCCCCACGCUGGGCGGCCAGGCGCCGCACUCGCACCAGUUCCCGCGCACGCGCAAGAUGUUCGACAAGGGGCCGGACCAGACGGCCGAUGACGCCGACGAGCCGGGGGGCCACCGGAACCUCAUCAGCGCCGCCCUGCAGACCGGCCUGUGCGACUGGAGCGCCAAGUACUUCGCCCAGCCCGUCAUGAAGGUGGGCUGCCCUCUCCCCCCCCCGCCCCCGCCCGAGUCGAGUGUGACCCGGCUGGAUGACCAGAUCUUCAUCAACCGGAACCCGGGGGUGCCCUCUGUGGUGAAGUUCCACCCCUUCAACCCCUGCAUCGCCGUGGCGGACAAAGACAGCAUCUGUUUCUGGGACUGGGAGAAGGGAGAGAAGCUGGACUACUUCUACAACGGGAAUCCUCGCUACACACGCAUCACGGCUGUGGAAUACUUGAAUGGACAUGACUGCUCUCUGCUUCUCACUGCCACAGACGAUGGGGCGCUCCGGAUCUGGAAGAAUUUCGCUGACCUGGAGAGGAACCCGGAGAUGGUGACGGCGUGGCAGGGCCUGUCCGACAUGCUGCCCACCACACGAGGGGCUGGAAUGGUCGUGGACUGGGAGCAGGAAACCGGACUGUUGAUGACCUCCGGGGACGUGCGGGUUAUUCGGAUCUGGGACACGGACAGGGAAACAAAGGUCCAGGACAUCCCGACUGGUGCGGAUAGCUGUGUGACCAGCCUGUCGUGUGACUCCCAGCGCUCCCUGAUAGUGGCGGGGCUGGGCGACGGCUCGGUGCGCGUCUAUGACAGGAGGAUGCCCCCUAAUGAGUGCCGCGUGAUGACCUACCGCGAGCACGGCGCCUGGGUGGUGAAGGCGCACCUGCAGAAGGAGACGGAGGGCCACAUCAUCAGUGUCAGCGUCAAUGGGGAUGUCCGCUUCUUUGAGCCUCGGAGUCCAGACUCUGUGAACGUGCUGCAGACUGUGAAAGGCUUAACAGCCCUCGACAUCCACCCACAAGCCAACCUGUUUGCCUGUGGCUCAAUGAACCAGUUCAUCGCCGUCUACAACUCCAACGGAGACGUCAUCAGCAACAUCAAAUACUACGAUGGGUUCAUGGGACAGAGGAUCGGGGCCAUCAGCUGUCUCGCUUUCCAUCCUUACUGGCCCCACCUGGCGGUCGGCAGCAACGACUUCUACAUGUCCAUCUACUCUGCGGAAAAGAGACUGAGAUAACGCCAGCACACUGGCCCCUGCCUCACGAACCCCCGAAAACUGAUGUAAAUUACUUAUAGUGUACAUAUCCAAAUACCAACUUGAAUGUCUAGUGAUGGCUGCUGCUACUCAUAAAUUGUCAUUAUUAUUAUAUUAUUAUUAUUAUUAUUAUUAUUAUUAUUAUUAUUAUUAUUAUUAUGAGCUACUGAUUGUAGAUUUGGUUGUGCUGAGGAGCGUGUAUAUUUAUUUGCCUAUACAGGUUAUAGAAAUAUUUUAAACCACACAAUGGGGGUGCGCUGCCUUUGUGGGUUCCUUGCUGUGUGAUCCGCGCCUGUCCGAGGACGGGGGGGGCGAGGGUUUGUCGCUUGCACCCCCUGAAGAGGGCGUGGCGCGGAGUGGCGGGCGGCCUUGCAGUUUAUCGUCCCGCUGGAGGCCCUGCGAGGGGGCGUGGCACACGGCAAAGCAAUAAAGUGUCAAAUUGACAAUUAAGACUCCCACUGUGGCACAGCCUUAUCACUAAGUUACACCCGAUGGGGAUAUCUAGUAUUGCGCCCUCGUGUCUGAAAUAACUCCAGUAAGGACUCGGGUUGCUCUUGAACCAGGAGAUUCCCUUCGGAUAGCUGUUUGAGCUAUGAAAUUGUACUUCAGCCCUUUUCACCUUUUAUUGUUCUUGUUCUUGUUCUAUCCCGCUGUGCUGACGUUCACGCUGGGAUGGUAUCGGGUUUUGCUCCAGGGGUGUUUUGACAGCAGAACUGUGAUCGAAGGGGAGAGUGCCCCCGCCCCCACAGUGCCCCCCAGGCCAAUGGACGGGCCCCGUGUGGAGGAGUGGCCUGCGCGUGAUUGGCUCUCUCGGGGUCCGUCCCCUUCCUGGUUGGGUUCCUGCGCCCCUCUCAGGACCUCCCGGAGCGGGCAGCCGCGAGAGAGAGAGAGAGAGAGAGCGCAGCCGGUGGCCGACUCCCCCUGCACCCGUGGGCGAUGGGAGUGUGGCACUGCCACCCAGCCGCUGCCAGGGAGUUUUAACACACCAGCAUUGCCUUCCUUUCAGGGUGGUGGUUUUUUUUUUCCUGCGUCCUCCUUCCCUGUUGGGCUGUUUCGUGCCGACCGCAGAGGGCCCCCUCUGCCGCGUGUGACCUGGGGGAGCCCGGGUCUGCGUCUGACCCCCCCCCACCCCACCCCGGCCUGUCGGAUCACGAGACAGACCUGCGGGCCUCCCUGCAGCGCUGCACAGCGGGCCUGUGUGUUGCGCAGAGGCUCGUAUUCUGGACCUGCUGAGGACGCCUACCCCUCCCUCCCUCCCCCCUUCCGAUUAAAAGGGAUAAAGGGAUAUUGUCUUCUACGAGCGACGGACACGCUUUUUUCCGUUGUUGUUGUUUUUCCUUCAGAAGACGGGGGUUUCAUUGCGAACGUCCGUUUGUAGGACGAGGAUGACCGAGCAGGAGGUCUCGAUCCGGUCUGUGCGCAGGAGCGGAGGCGACCGCGGAGGCCGUGGCGCAGGGGGAGGUCGCCCCGCUGCCCGCGGCUUCCCUGCGAGACUCGGAACCGCACAGACUGGUGCUUUCACACCCCUGCUUUGUCCCGACUGACUGUGUGCGUGCGGGGCUCCACGUUGGAUCUCGUUGUCCAGCGGCGUUCAUAUUCAGCUUGUAUCACGUAUAUUAAUCUGUUAAUUGCAUCUCUUUGGGUGUGCUUUGUAUGUUUUUGUUUUUAUUAUUGGAGAUUUUCUUUCUUUUUUUGGGGGGGGGCUUUUUAGUUUUUGGCUUUGUGAACCGGACUCCUCCCUGGGCUGUGUAGGGAAGACAUUAGGGGUGAACAGGGUGAUGGGCCACGCGAUGGCCUUGGACUUCUUCAAGCGGUUAGGCUUCCCAGUUUUUUUAAAAUGUGGUAAAAAUCUUUCAUCAGUUCAGAUAUCUGCUUGGCUUGGUGUCUCUGUUUGACUUGUCAUAGUUAGAGAGGAUACUAAAGGCUACUAAAGGAGGCCCACAGACUGGCCUGGCCGCCAGCAACACUUGGUCUGCUGUCUAAUCCACGUAUUGUGCUCCACUUCGCACUAUCUCCCCCUAGUGGAAGGGGGGUGGCAUUACUAGCUUAUAUUCACAGACAGCACAGCUCCCACUGUCCAGCCACUAUGUCCUCCUCUGUUAAAACCUGCUGUGAGACGUUUUAACAUUUUAGAAUAAGAAAAACUAAAACAUAUAUAUAUAUACACACGAAUGAUUUAAAAAAACAAUCAGGUGUUCUCCUUGGCUGUAGAGACUGCUUUGUUGAAUGUGGUUUGUAAAACAGGAGAAAACUCGGCAAUGAAAUAAACCAAAUACACACGAAA
Messenger RNA from Lepisosteus oculatus (spotted gar), 6651 nucleotides. Lineage: Eukaryota; Metazoa; Chordata; Actinopteri; Semionotiformes; Lepisosteidae. The record is from RefSeq and is a predicted model, not a curated record.